AUGGCUACAGAAACUUCAGUUGUCUCAGCAAGUCACCAAUUUGAAUCAGCAGUUUUUAACUCUCCAGUCGAUCAAGUAUGGGCUCAUAUUCGAAAUUUAUCAUUCCAUAUCCUCUGUCCUAAUUGGGUAUCUAGUGUAUCUUGGUCUGAGGGUGAUUCUGGAAAAGUCGGCGCAACAGUUCAUAUGACUUAUACAGACGGAACUCAAUGGACUGUGAAUAUCUUAGAAAUCAGUGAUAUAAAGAGGACUAUUGUAUAUUAUAAAUAAAAACAUGGAAUUUUCUAAUAAAUAAAAAGAAUUACUCUUUAUAUAAGGCAGGGAUUGGCUAUUAGUAUAAAACAUAUGAGAAAUUUUUAAUAGGUAUAUACGAAUUAAUUCACGCUGACCCUGCAGCUCACUCUUUUUCUUAUGUCAACACAAUAAGAGUCUUCAAAGAAACAUUGACCAAUAAGACUUUUCUUAUCUGGGAAACCGACUUCUCUAACGACGCUACUGCAAACACUGUGAUGGACUGCAAGUACAAGAAGAUUGAAGCUCUUUCCGCAAUGGCAAAUGCAUUAAAUAAUUAA
Molecule: messenger RNA, 569 nt
Organism: Blepharisma stoltei
Lineage: Eukaryota; Ciliophora; Heterotrichea; Heterotrichida; Blepharismidae
Source: the annotation of a GenBank genome assembly